Messenger RNA from Letharia columbiana, 2943 nucleotides. RefSeq lists its product as uncharacterized. NCBI's taxonomy places the organism in Eukaryota, Fungi, Ascomycota, Lecanoromycetes, Lecanorales, Parmeliaceae. The record is from RefSeq and is a predicted model, not a curated record. The coding region runs from base 1 to 2943 and encodes 980 amino acids. The transcript has 6 exons.
AUGCUGAGCAAGGCUAGUGCGCUCUCCCAUGGCGCCGUUUUGCUUAGCACCAUCAUUACAUCUGUAACAUAUGAGCAAUCAUCUUUAUUAGCACGGCCUGUUCAAUCUUCUAUCGUCCUUCUGUCCAUACUGGGAGUCAGCUUCUUCUUGUUGCGCAACCAGAUAGCCUAUUUCAUAUCAUUUUCUUCUUCUUCUGCUUCUGGUACAAAAACAUUCGACUUGCCUUUGCAAGAGAGCCCUGUUUCCAAUGGACGUAAAGACUCACGUAAAGACUCCAACGAAUCUCGUUCUGGGCAGUUCAGCGCCACUCAGCCUCGCUCAAGGAGAAUAGUCGUUAUCUCCACGGCCAUUGCUAUUUCUUUACGGGUCCUACUUUCUGGUUUGAUCUUCGAUAAUGCACAAUGUUCAAUGAACUCUGUUGAGGGUUAUCUACCUUUGCUUCUUGCUAUUUACGACUAUUGGUACAUUCAGCGCAGGCGGCCAGAAUUCGACCAUGCAUCCCGCGCGAAUGGAAGAACUCUUCGAAAGCUCUGGCCAGCUGCUUUCUUGACAGCUGCGUACACUGUCAGGGCAUCUGUAAUGGGUGCUCCCAAAUCCACUUACAUCUGUCCGCUCUCUUCCAGCGCGAACACUGGCAUUCCUGCCAUGCAGGUUCUGUCAAUCCUCCUCGAUUGCUAUGUUUUAGUCGCUAUCUCGGGGGUCGCAAGUACAGCAAAAGUGGACGCAUCCCCGACGAGCGAAAAUCCCUCGGUGGUCGUGGGUUCCAUCUUUUUGCUUUCCUCCGUGGUCUUGCUCAUCGGCGGUAUCUUCGCACUCGGUAUCAACCAAGUCUACUGGGUAGAAUUGUUUGGCGUCGAUUUCUCGUAUACUGGCAGUCUAGCUUGGCAAGCAGCCUUGUCUUCGCUAACAGUCGUCGCCGCGCUUCAUAUUUCGAUGACUCAUGGUUUGUUGCACCUUACAACGUUCAUAUUGUGCAUCUGUAUUUAUUGUACUGGACUUGCCUUCGCUUCGACUAACCGGAAUGUAUUGCCUCCUACCGGAAUGAUGCCAUUGAUCGCAUUUCUUGGUCUAUUUCUCCUUGGUGCUGUGCUAUAUGUACAUGCCGAAGCAGUACCUGGAACCGGACGAGGCCAACCUUCACAACGUCUAAGCCGGCGGAUGCCUUUGUCCAUAUCCUCCAUAUUAGUCCUCCUAGUUUUAUUCCUUGGCUGGUCUUACGAUCUCCAAACUCAAGAACUUGUCGCUCAUCCGAUUGACUGGCUAAUAAGUAAAGCCGAGAAACAAUCGAACGACUGGGCAAAUCAGGCUUCUGUCAGCAUGAAUCUCGCCGAGUGCGUCCAAGAAUAUCAGCGCCGCUAUCAGCGCCAUCCGCCUCCAGGGUUUGACGCAUGGCAUCGUUACGCAACAGCGAGGAACUCUGUUGUAAUCGACGACUACGAUACUAUGAUGGAAGACCUGCUACCAUUCUGGGGUAUCUCGCCUGCUGAGAUAAGGCUGCGCACUCAGCAAGUGAUUUCUGAUCCAUGGAACGAGGUUUCUGAAAUAAUAAUCCGAAACGGACACGCUGGACUAGGGCCCGACUUUCUGCCCACCCACCGAUGGAUGCUCGAUGGCGUAAUAAACCUAGUGAAGGACUUCUCAAGUUACCUGCCCGACAUGGUUGUGACGUUCAACCUCAACGAUGAGCCAAGGGUGGCAGUUCCUUACAAAGAGAUGCAAAAACUUCGAGGCCUUGCUAUCGGAUCUCCCAAGCACCUUCGCAAAACGGUACAACACAGUUGGAGCGCUGAUCGAGUUGCGACCUGGCAUAUACCAGAAGACUUGGGUUCUACGCGGCCAUUUGAAGAUCGCUCCCGCACCAACGCUUUCUCCACAAGCACCGCAGCCUGCCCUCCCUCCUCUCCUGCUCAACGAGCAACAACCUGGGACAGUAGAAACCUCUGCACAUCGUGUGCCGCACCUCACUCCCAUGGCGUUUUUCUAAGCAACUGGACCCUCUCCGCCUCCCCCUGCCAUCAACCUGACCUUCGCAAUCUCCACGGCUUCUACCUCAGCCCCGCGGCCUUCAAGCCCUCCCAUCGGCUUCUCCCCAUCUUCUCCCAGAGCAAAGUCCACGGCUACGCUGAUAUACUCUACCCCUCUCCAUGGAACUACAUAGACAAAAUCGACUACAGCGCGUCGGACGAACAUCCGGACCCCCCUUUUCCCGAAAAAGAAAACACCCUCUUCUGGCGCGGCGCCACCUCCGAAGGCGUCUCCCGCCACGGCACCUGGAAAGGUAUGACUCGGCAACGUCUCGUCCACCUCGCCAACAACCUCACCGCCGUCCCAACCAUCCGCUCUCCGACCCUGCCCGUCCUCCUCCCGAAUGCCCAGGGCAAAUACACAUACCAGACCCUCGCCCACUCAAACCCCAUCGCCGCGCUCAACCUCUCCCUCGACAUCUCCAUCGUCGACGGCAUCGCCCGCGCCUGGGACAACGACGGCGCGGCGCAAGACGCCGAGUUCGGCUUCGCGCCCCCGACCGACUUCCAAGACCACUGGCGCUACCGCUACCUCAUGGACGUCGACGGCGCCGGCUUCUCCGGCCGCUUCCUGCCCUUCCUCCAGAGCGGCAGUCUGCCCUUCCGCGCCGCCAUCUUCCGGAGCUGGUGGGACGGCCGACUGACGGCGUGGAAGCACUUCGUCCCCGUGGACGUGCGCUUGCACGGGCUCUUGUCCACGCUGGCGUUUUUCGCGGGGACGGCGGGUGGGGCCGCGGGCGCGGGGGGCGGGAUGACCGAGGGGAACGUGAAGGCUGGAGCGAUGAUUGCGGAGGCGGGGAGGGAGUGGGCGGGUAAGGUGCUGAGGAAGGUGGAUAUGGAGAUUUAUAUGUUCAGGCUGUUGUUGGAGUGGGGCCGGUUGACGGACGAUAGGAGGGACGAGAUUGGGUUUGUGGUUUGA